ACUCACUCACAAUCAACACUCUCUCUCUCUCUCCGCUAGGCCUAGCUACCGGAGUCAAUAUGGGCUACAUGGAGAUAGAAGCACCGCAACCAUCCGCCGCCGCCGCCGCUUUUUCCGGCGCCGACGAAGAAGACGAAUCCCCAAUUGAAGAGGUUCGACUAACCGUAGCCAACACCGACGACCCGACCCUUCCAAUAUGGACAUUCCGGAUGUGGUUUUUGGGAAUAUUAUCAUGUGGGCUUCUCUCUUUCCUUAAUCAAUUCUUCGCUUACAGAACCGAACCACUUGUCAUCACUCAAAUCACAGUUCAAGUCGCCACUCUUCCGAUCGGACACUUUCUAGCAGCUAUCCUUCCCAAAACCCAAUUUCGUCUCCCCGGGUUCGGGUCAAAGUCUUUCUCUCUCAAUCCGGGUCCUUUCAAUAUGAAGGAGCAUGUCCUUAUUUCCAUCUUUGCUAACGCCGGUAGUGCAUUUGGAAACGGCUCUGCUUAUGCUGUCGGAAUCGUCACCAUUAUUAAGGCUUUUUAUCACCGGAAAAUUUCAUUCAUCUCCGGCUGGAUUCUCAUUAUUACUACUCAGGUAUUGGGUUACGGGUGGGCCGGUUUACUCAGAAAAUUUGUUGUGGAGCCGGCUCACAUGUGGUGGCCGGGGACACUCGUUCAAGUCUCCCUUUUCCGGGCAUUGCAUGAAAAAGAAUCAAAUAAAGAAGAAAAAAGAAUAUCAAGAGGAAAGUUCUUCCUAAUAGCCCUCAUAUGCAGCUUCACCUGGUACACACUCCCUGGUUACCUUUUCACUACACUAUCCAACAUCUCAUGGGUCUGUUGGGUCUUCUCCAAAUCAGUAACCGCCCAACAGCUCGGCUCGGGCAUGAGAGGUCUCGGCCUUGGAGCCUUCACCCUCGACUGGUCCGUGGUCGCCUCCUUCUUGUUUAGCCCACUCAUUUGCCCUUUCUUCGCCAUCGUCAAUGUCUUUUUCGGUUUCGUCUUGAUAGUCUACAUUGUCAUUCCUGUUGCCUAUUGGGGUCUCAACUCAUACUCUGCCCAAACAUUCCCCAUUUUCUCCUCCCACCUUUUCACUUCUGGAGGCCAAAAGUAUAACAUUUCCGAGAUUGUAAACAACAAGUUCGAAAUAGACAUGGUCAAGUACCAGGACCAGGGGAGAAUACAUUUGAGUAUGUUUUUUGCACUUACUUACGGUUUCGGCUUCGCCACCAUUGCAUCUACAAUCACCCAUGUCGCCUUGUUCUACGGGAGGGAGAUUUACCAACGAUUACGAGCAUCUAUUAAGGUUGAAAAGGAGGACGUACACACGAGAUUGAUGAGAAAGUACAAAGACAUACCAUCGUGGUGGUUCCACUUAUUGCUGGGGAUAACGUUUUCCGUUUCGCUCAUCUUAUGCAUCUUCUUGAAAAACGAAGUUCAAAUGCCAUGGUGGGGACUUGUGUUUGCAUGCUUGAUCGCCUUCUUCUUCACCCUUCCAAUCAGCAUAAUAACCGCGACAACGAACCAGACGCCUGGAUUGAACAUAAUAACGGAGUACAUAAUGGGACUCAUAUACCCGGGGAGACCAAUCGCCAACGUGUGUUUCAAAGUAUACGGUUACAUGAGCAUGGCUCAAGCCGUGUCUUUCUUAAGUGACUUCAAGCUAGGUCAUUACAUGAAGAUCCCGCCUAGAUCUAUGUUCUUGGUUCAAUUCAUUGGAACCAUUGUAGCCGGAACAAUUAACAUAACAGUCGCAAUGUGGCUACUUAACACCGUGGAAAACAUAUGUCAAGACGAUAUUCUCCCGCCCAACAGCCCGUGGACCUGUCCGGGGGAUCGUGUCUUUUUCGACGCCUCUGUAAUCUGGGGGCUGGUUGGACCCAAACGGAUAUUCGGUAGUUUGGGGAACUAUAGUGGAAUGAACUGGUUCUUCCUAGGAGGGGCCAUUGGACCGGUUUUGGUUUGGCUUCUGCAUAAGGCGUUUCCUAAACAAACGUGGAUUCCACUCAUUAACCUCCCGGUUUUGUUGGGGGCGACCGGAAAUAUGCCGCCUGCGACUGCUUUGAACUACAAUUCGUGGAUUUUGGUGGGGACGAUUUUCAACUUUUUCGUGUUUCGAUAUAGGAAGAAGUGGUGGCAGAGGUAUAACUAUAUCUUGUCGGCUGCCUUGGAUGCGGGAGUGGCUUUUAUGGCGGUUUUCCUUUAUUUUACGCUCGGGACGGAGAACAGGGAGUUGAGUUGGUGGGGGACGGCCGGAGAGCAUUGCGAUUUGGCGACAUGUCCGAUAGCUAAAGGGGUCGUGGUAGAUGAUUGUCCAGUACGUUAACUUUUUCUUUUUUAAUAUUCGAAAUCAUGAACAUAUGAUUUUAGUGUCAUUGAUGUUAUUAAAUUAAACAUGUGGUAAGGUGCAUAUAUUUUAUAUAUGUAAUAAAUUAGCUAGUUGUAUGGAAGGAAUAUUAGAAUGAAAUGAUGCAAUUUAAGAUAAUGGAAUAUAUAGUCAUCAUCAUGAUGCAAUUAUCUUGUU
This is a messenger RNA of Impatiens glandulifera, 2504 nucleotides long. RefSeq names its product oligopeptide transporter 4-like. The record is from RefSeq and is a predicted model, not a curated record. Bases 60 to 2306 code for a protein of 748 amino acids. Gene Ontology annotation, molecular function: oligopeptide transmembrane transporter activity. NCBI's taxonomy places the organism in Eukaryota, Viridiplantae, Streptophyta, Magnoliopsida, Ericales, Balsaminaceae. Gene Ontology annotation, biological process: transmembrane transport. The transcript is spliced from 4 exons.